Messenger RNA from Aspergillus clavatus NRRL 1, 3444 nucleotides. RefSeq names its product bifunctional endoribonuclease/protein kinase IRE1 (gene ireA). Gene Ontology annotation, molecular function: protein serine/threonine kinase activity; ATP binding; RNA endonuclease activity. NCBI's taxonomy places the organism in Eukaryota, Fungi, Ascomycota, Eurotiomycetes, Eurotiales, Aspergillaceae. Gene Ontology annotation, biological process: mRNA processing; IRE1-mediated unfolded protein response; intrinsic apoptotic signaling pathway in response to endoplasmic reticulum stress. The coding region runs from base 1 to 3444 and encodes 1147 amino acids. The record is from RefSeq and is a predicted model, not a curated record. Gene Ontology annotation, cellular component: IRE1-TRAF2-ASK1 complex. The transcript has 2 exons.
AUGCGGUGGCGGCUGCCUGGCGCCCGAACAACCCUCCCCGCCAGCGUCGCCCUUCUUCUACUCCCCAUUCUUGUUGCUCCGCAGCAGCUGCAGGAACACGAUGACCGCCCCUCCACCGUCUCCGCCCCGUACCCCCCGGCCGGACGAGCGUUCGAGUAUGACCCCCUCGCUACAAUCCACGUGAAAUCCAACGAUGCGAGCGCCCUUGCAACCAUGGCUCUGGCGGGCUCCGGCCGCGCCGUUCGAGCCCAUCCUGCCCCGGCCAGCAGUUCCUCUGCCGGCCUGGCACCGCAGCUUCACGCGCGGUCUCUGCAGGAUUGGGAGGUUGAGGACUUUGUCCUGCUGGCGACCGUCGACGGUUCCAUUCACGCACGCGACCGCAAAACCGGCGCCGCUCGCUGGGCCCUCGAGGUCCCCAGCAGCCCCAUGAUCGAGAGCAUCUACCAUCGCGCCAACCAUUCGAGCUUCGAUCGCACCCAGCCCGAAGACGACUUUCUCUGGAUCGUCGAGCCCAGCCAGGAUGGGAGCUUGUACAUCUACAGUCCCGAUCCGGAUGCCGGGUUGCAGCGCUUAGGCCUGACCGUCAAGGAACUGGUCGAGCAGACCCCCUAUUCGGGAAUCGACCCCGCGGUGACGUAUACCGCGCGGAAGGAAACGACGCUGUACACCGUCGACGCGCGGACGGGAAAUAUUCUCCGGGUCUUUAGUUCGCGAGGGCCCAUCAGCUCCGGGCAGGGGGGCUGCCGCAAAGUCGAUGCAUUCGACCAGGAAUCGGACGAGUGUGACUCGCCGUCGGGGACCCUGGUCCUCGGUCGCGUCGAGUAUGCCGUGGCGAUUCAGAACACCGAGACGGGCGACGCGAUCUGCACCUUGAAGUACUCCGAAUGGACCGCCAACAACCGCGACAUGGACCUCCAGAGCCAGUACUUCCGGACGAUGGAUCAGAGCCACAUCUACAGCAUGCAUGACGGGGUGGUGCUGGGCUUCGAUCAUUCGCGGAUGGACCGUCCCCGCUACACGCAGCGUUUCUCCACUCCCGUGGUGCGGGUCUUCGAUGUCGCCCGCCCCGUCAACGUCGAAUCGCCCGAUGCCGCCCCGCCGCUGGUGCUUCUGUCGCAGCCGGCGCAGCCUCCCGAUCCCGACUAUGGCCCCUUGAACGACGAGCGAGACGCGCGAGUCUGGAUUGACCGCACCGAGGGCGGCGGCUGGUAUGCCAUGUCGGAAGAGACGUACCCACUGGUCACCGGGCGUGCCAAGAUGGCCCAGUGCUACGAGAAGGAUUACCUGCGGUAUGGACAGCCGCUCAACAGCUUGUCCGCCGGCCAACAGCGGGAUGCACUGAGUGGCGUCCACUCGCUGAAUGGCCCGCGGAUCGUCCGGAACAUCCCCAGUAUCUCUGGACCCUCUCACCACCUGGAACUCAACAACAACGAUACGCCGCGGGAACUGAUUCGCAGCCCGUCGGAGCUGGCAUUACCACCUGCCUUGCGACACAGUACCAUUAUCCGAAAGGGAUGGGAUAAUGCCGUGGACAUCUUCGUGACGCUCCUGUUACUCUUCUUCGGUGCCUUUAUCUAUUUCAACUCCCAUAAUAUCCAGGAGCUGGCCAAGCAGAAGCUGGACAUCAAGAACAUCAUGGCGUCGUACGCUCAGCCACCCCUAUCGACUCCCGCGAGUCCCGUCGUGGGUGCUACCUUCAAGCGCGAUGCCAGUCCGAUGCGACCUGUCGCCAAUUUCACCGUCGAUGUCGAGGUCCCCGACGAACCGCAAGGGGGCGAUGAGACGCCCCGGCCCAAGCGCGACCGCAGUCUUGCCGUCCCAGGCUCGACGCCUCGGGUGAAGAUCCGAGAGCCCUCCCGCGGCCCCGACGAUGAGGAAGAUCUGGACGAUCCGACCGCCAACGAGGAUGCUGAGAAACCGAAGAAGGCUCGCCGGGGUCGCCGGGGCGGCAAGGCACAUCGGCGUCGAAAGAAGCCCGGCACUGACGGCGAAUCGCAGGCCCAGCCGGAUCGAGUGGUGGAGGAGGUGAAUAAUCUCCAGCCUCCCUCCCGUCUGGAGCCCGAUGUGCAGCUGGUGCGGAGCGUGUCCAAUGAGUUCGUCGAGAUGGACGGCGUUCUCCGGAUCGGUCGACUGAAGGUGUUUAGCGACGUCGUGCUUGGCCAUGGCAGUCAUGGCACCGUCGUGUACCGCGGCUCCUUCGACGGACGCGACGUGGCGGUCAAGCGUAUGUUGGUCGAGUUCUACGAUAUUGCCUCCCACGAGGUGGGACUGCUGCAGGAAAGUGACGAUCACAACAAUGUCAUCCGGUAUUUCUGUCGCGAGCAAGCCACCGGGUUCCUGUACAUUGCGCUGGAGCUGUGUCCUGCCUCCCUGCAGGACUUGAUCGAGCGUCCCGGGGACUACCCGCAGCUCGUGCAGACCGGCUUAGAUCUGCCGGAUAUCCUGCGUCAGAUCAUCGCUGGCGUCCGCUAUCUGCACUCGCUCAAGAUUGUGCACCGCGAUCUGAAGCCGCAGAAUAUUCUGGUUGCGAUGCCGCGGGGCCGCACCGGGUCCCGAUCGCUGCGUCUUCUCAUUUCCGACUUCGGCCUAUGCAAGAAGCUGGACGACAACCAGAGCUCGUUCCGUGCGACGACCGCGCACGCCGCCGGAACGUCGGGCUGGCGGGCCCCGGAAUUGCUGGUCGACGACGACAACCGCUCGGCGAUCCAAGGGGAGUCUCAGCAUACCGAGUCGUCCGAACCGGCCGUCGUUGAUCCCCAGACGAACCGACGCGCCACCCGAGCCAUCGACAUCUUCUCCCUGGGCUGUGUUUUCUACUACGUGUUGACGCGGGGCAGCCAUCCGUUUGAUAAGAAUGGCAAGUUCAUGCGCGAGGCGAACAUCGUCAAGGGCAAUUUCAACCUGGAUGAACUCCAGCGGCUGGGUGAUUACGCGUUUGAGGCGGAUGAUUUGAUUCGUUCCAUGCUGUGCCUUGAGCCUCGUCAACGACCCGAUGCGAGCGCCGUUCUCAUGCACCCUUUCUUCUGGAACCCGUCCGACCGUCUGAGCUUCCUCUGCGACGUCUCGGACCACUUCGAGUUCGAGCCCCGCGACCCUCCGUCGGACGCUCUUCUCUGCCUGGAGUCCGUGGCGCCGGAUGUGAUGGGCCCGGACCUGGAUUUCCUGCGCCUUCUGCCCAAGGAUUUCAAGGACAACCUCGGCAAGCAGCGCAAGUACACGGGGUCCAAGAUGCUGGAUCUGCUCCGGGCGCUGCGCAACAAGCGCAACCACUACAACGACAUGCCGGAGCAUCUCAAGGCCCAUGUUGGCGGGCUGCCCGAGGGCUACUUGAAUUUCUGGACGGUCCGGUUCCCCAGUCUGCUCAUGAGCUGUCACUGGGUGAUUGGGGAGUUGCGGUUGACGAAGAUUGACCGGUUCAAGCGCUACUUUACUCCUGUGGAGUAG